Molecule: messenger RNA, 1004 nt
Organism: Aspergillus japonicus CBS 114.51
Lineage: Eukaryota; Fungi; Ascomycota; Eurotiomycetes; Eurotiales; Aspergillaceae
Product: Alb1 domain-containing protein
Exons: 3
Coding region: 55-567 (170 amino acids)
Biological process (GO): ribosomal large subunit export from nucleus
Cellular component (GO): nucleolus; preribosome, large subunit precursor
Source: RefSeq, a predicted model, not a curated record
CAACAAUUUAUUCCCAUCGCUCGGGCUCACUUGGUAUUUUCUGCUGUGUGCACCAUGGCAAAGUCGAGACCCCAGUCGAAACAUUCCCGAGCUGCCCGCCGGGCAGCUUCUCCCAGUCUCGAUCUCGAUAAGUCGUUGACCACCCUCCCUCGCGCGGAAGAAACCACAGUCCAGCGUGAAUCCAUUCUGGCCGAUCGAGCAAAUGCUGGCGUCUCAAAGAAGAAGUCAAAGUCGAAGCCUUUGACUAAGGCGCAGCGCGCGAGGCAGCAGAAAGGAAUGGAGAAAGCAGAAGCGGUCAUGGAUCAGCUCGAGAACAAAGUCAACCGAAGUGUCAACCGUGCCAAAGUUGUCAAAGCUCGUAGGGGCGAAUGGGAGGAUCUGAACCGCAAGGCGUCAAAGACGAUGUUCCAAACUCUUGCCGAUGAGGCCGAUGACCUCGACGACGCCAUGAUGGAUGACUCAGCCCCUGUUAAGAAAAGCAAGCCUGCAAAGCAAGCGAGCUUUGCCGUUCAGAACCCGGUCACCGAUCAGCAUGCCGACAACGAUGAGGAUGACGAGAUCACUUGAACCAGUUGCGCAGGAGAAAGUUUUGGGGUUGCACCAAAUCUUUACUUCCUGGGCCUCAGCUGGUUGAUCAUUCGGUCGAUCUCGGCGGCGGCUGGCCCGGACGCCCGUGUCUGCAGGAGCUCAAGGGCAUUCAGAUUCUUUGCCCGGAAGGCUUCCUCGCCUGCUUUGGCAAUCAUCCCACACUUCACCCACAUUUCCACUUUUUCCUCUGAUGGCAGGUUGGUGCACUUGGGGACAAAUACUGAGGCAAGCUUCGUGUUCCCCGCUCCCAGGAUUUCAUUGUAAAAAGGCUGUUGUGAGUCUGGUGAGUAUAUGCAUGCUUCAAGGGCGCGGGGUCGUGAAUUCGUCUUACCUCCCACCCUAUGGGGGAUUUCUUGAUUUUACCGAUAUCUUCCAGAUCGCCCCAGUCUCGCUUAGCGACUAGAGCUCUCAAUCUC